Molecule: messenger RNA, 252 nt
Organism: Gryllus bimaculatus (two-spotted cricket)
Lineage: Eukaryota; Metazoa; Arthropoda; Insecta; Orthoptera; Gryllidae
Source: the annotation of a GenBank genome assembly
AUGGAGAACUUUGGUGCCACACAAGCUGUUCAGCGAGGACCGCGACCGCUGGAGCGCCGGCGCCUGCCGCGCCUGCUGCGCUUCCUGCUGGACACGCGUCCGGUGACGGCGCCGGCGCUGCGCCGUGCGCUGGGGCCCAGCCUACGCCAGCGGCCACUCCCCCUCAGCGUGCCACCAUCCGAGGACGAACCCGGACCCUCCGGCUACACACCUGACGAAAGGACACCGCUGCUGAACAUCAAUGACAUCUGA